This is a messenger RNA of Drosophila biarmipes, 6997 nucleotides long. RefSeq names its product E3 ubiquitin-protein ligase UBR1 (gene Ubr1). NCBI's taxonomy places the organism in Eukaryota, Metazoa, Arthropoda, Insecta, Diptera, Drosophilidae. Gene Ontology annotation, cellular component: cytoplasm; ubiquitin ligase complex. The record is from RefSeq and is a predicted model, not a curated record. Gene Ontology annotation, molecular function: zinc ion binding; ubiquitin protein ligase activity. Gene Ontology annotation, biological process: protein ubiquitination; ubiquitin-dependent protein catabolic process via the N-end rule pathway. Bases 417 to 5888 code for a protein of 1823 amino acids. The transcript has 11 exons.
UUUGCUGCCAAAACUAAAAGCAAAAACAAAAAAACAAUCACACAUGGCGGAUACACAGGAAAAACGGCAAAGCAACUGUUGCAAACUGCGCCUUGCUUUUGUUCGAUUUCUUCGACUCGGCUGUCGACUGUCAGUUUGGUGAAUUUACACAAUAGUAAACAUAAAUUAUUUUUUCGGUAGCAAGUUUAGGCAAAUAAAUAGAAAUAAACAUUAAACAACAAGGAGAGCAGCAACAAAUACCGUACCACGGGAGCAACAAGGACAAGGACACAAAACAAGACACCCACGCGCAGGCCAGAGAGGGACGGCACCACACACACAAACCGCUGCAAUUAUUUUGUUUUUGUCGUCCCGAGCAGAGCGAGAGAGAGCGUGCGAAGGAGCAGGAGCCAGUGCGAGUGCGAGCGAGAGCAACGAUGGAUCGCUACGACAUGGAGGACGUCGUGGUGGCGCCCCCUGCCGAGUGCAGUUCGCCGCUCAAGGAGUGGCGCCUCAAGCGCCAGGCGGGCACACUAGCCCGCUCCGACUUCAUCGAGUUCUUCAAGCGCGAGUCGCCCAAGUACUUCGACUACCAGACCGGCGGCACCGAGACAGAUACUAAUGCGCUAACUCUCAAGUGCAUGUUCAAGGAGGCGCUGGCCAAGGAGGAGAUCAUCGAUGUGCUCGUGGAAUUCAUGCUGGGCGACAACCCCGCCUCCGCACUGGAGAAGCUCCGGCUGGAGGGCAACACGGCCACCGUCUGCGGCAGGGUCUUCAAGAACGGGGAGCCCACCUACAGCUGCCGCGAGUGCGGCGUCGAUCCCACCUGCGUGCUCUGCGUCAACUGCUUCAAGCGCUCGGCGCAUCGCUUCCACAAGUACAAGAUGUCCACCUCCGGCGGCGGCGGCUGCUGCGACUGCGGCGACGACGAGGCCUGGAAGAAGGAUCACUACUGCCAGCUGCAUCUGGCGAAUCGCAAGAACCCGCUGGAGAGCAAGAUCCUGACCGACGCGGUGCUGGAACGGGCGGAAAUCUGCUUCGGGGCGAUCCUCGCCUUCUGCGUGAACUACUUGGAGAUCGAGCCGAACGCCAGCCUGCAGUGCCUGGACGGGAACGUGGAGGGCGGCCAGGUGGAUGGGGCGCAGUACUGCACGGUGCUCUACAACGACGAGUCGCACACGUUCGACCAGGUGAUCCAGACGCUGACCAAGAUCGCCAAGUGCAAGCACAAGGACGCCAUGGAGAUCGUGGCGGCGAUCGACCGCGAGGGUCGGGCGGUGGUCAAGUGCGAUACCUUUAAGGAGUGCAACGACCUAAAGUCAGCCAUUGAAAACCAGAUGAUCCCGGCGUCCGCCCUGCUGUCAAACACGCGCAACAACCAGUCGCUGAGGACGUCGGUGCUGCACAUCGGGGCCGUGGCCUGCCAGCAGUUCGCACUGCAGCUGCUCGGCUGGUUCCAGGAGUUCCUGGUGCGCCACUACCUCUUCCGGAAGACGUUCGCCGAGCUGGUGCAGCGCAAGCAGGAAGCCUUCUGCAUCCGGCACAUCCUCGAGUACGACGUGAAGCUGUGGAAGACGGCGCGCACCUGCUGGCACCGCCUCCUCAUCUCCGGCAUGCUGAUGGAGUACGACAACAAGAUGGUCCUGGCCCAGGAGUUCUCACGCCGCUACGCCACCAUCGUGGAGGACUUCAUCAGCGACGACCACGACCACGCCUUCUCGAUAGUAUCCCUCAGCGUCCAGCUCUUCACGGUGCCCAGCAUCGCCCAUCACCUGAUCGCACACGAGGGCAUCUUCGACAAGCUGCUGCACACGUUCUAUCACGUGGCCAUCGAGAAGUUCAUCGUGAACAAGACGCUGCACUUCAGCAAGAACAUCGCCAGCCUGACCUUCUUCAAGAGGGCCAACUACAUCCUCUACGACCUGCGGUAUCUGCUCAGCCUCAAGCCGGAGGUGCUCAACGACGAUCUCAGGAGCGGCUUCCUAGAAGGUUGCCGUGCUCUGAUGCGCGUGCUCAACGUGAUGCAGGGCAUGGAGUCGAUCACCAGGCAGACGGGUCAGCACAUGGACUACGAGCCGGAGUGGGAGUGCGCCUUCAACCUGCACAUCAAGCUGGCCACGACCAUUUCACAGGUCAUCGAGUGGGCGUCCAGCGAUGUGAAGCUGUUGCGCAAGCUCUACAAGAUGACGGUGCGGUCGCUGGUGAGCAACAGCUUCAUCGUGGGCGGCGAGAAGGCGGAGGCGAGGAGUGUGGCCGGCCACGUGGCCAGCUGCCUGAUAUACGAUGUGUCGGUGAAACCGGUGUCCAUCCACCUGCCUCUGUCCCGCUUCUACGCCGGCAUCUAUCUGCACCUGGGUGCCCACGAUAUGACCUACGACAGCCUGCAGGCCGAAACGGAUGCGCUGAGCAUAAAGCUGACGCCCAGGGAGAUCAUCGAACCGGUCCUCUGCACGCAUGCCAUGAUCGCCCAGGUGGCCGCGGGCAUGUGGCGCCGCAACGGCUACUCCCUGCUGCACCAGCUCUACUUCUACCGGAACGUCCGUUGCCGCGUGGAGAUGCUGGACAGGGACAUAGUCUGCCUGCAGAUUGGAGCAUCGCUAAUGGAGAGCAACGAGUUCCUCAUCCAUGUGUUGAACAAGUUCAAUCUAAUUUCCUGGGCGCAUUCAAACUACGAGAAAGGGCUGUUGGAUAAUCCCGUGGACGAUGAGUUCAUGCGACAGCUGUCGAUGAUUGACGAGUUCCUGGAACUGCUGAUCGUGAUCAUCGGCGAGCGCUGGAUGCCGGGCGUUUCGAUGGUGACCGAGGAGGAUCGCCUGCGCAAGGAGAUCAUCCAGCUGCUGUGCACCAAGUCCUACUCGCAUUCAGAGCUGAGUCGGGCCUUGCCGGACGGCAACAGCGGGAAUAGCGACAACAUCUUCGAGGACGUUAUCAACACGGUGGCCGUGUUCAAGAAGCCCGUGGGCGCCGAAAGCAAGGGGGUUUACGAGCUGAAGGAGCACUUGUUUGACGAAUUUAACGUCUACUUCUAUCACUACACCAAGGAGGACAAGUCCAAGGCCGAGGAGCUGCAGCGGGAGCGGCGCAAGGCCAAGAAGGAGCUCGUCUGCUGCCCACCGCCGAUGCUGCCGCAGCUAACACCAGCCUUCACAUCCAUGGCCAACAUCCUGCAGUGCAACGUGUUCCUCAACACUUGCACCUUGAUUAUGGAACGGGCACUGGAUGUCGGCAGUCGCUCCUUCACCGAAUCACAUCUCCAGAAGAUCCUGCACUUGCUGGGCUUCGCCAUUCAGGAGGAGCUGAGCGAGCAUUAUCCUUUCUUGAGCUUCUACGAGCGUUCCCAGAAGUACGGCAUCUUGGAGAAGUUAGAGGAGCUCGCCCGCUGUCCCAGGUUGGAGGCCCAUCGCGACUUUGUUGUGUGGACCAUCAAGCGGUACAAGGAGCUGCAGGCCAAGCAGGCACCCAGUGACGGCGGAGCAGGACCCAGUGGCUUGCAGCAGGGCGCCGGGGAGGAGCAGCCCCUGAGUUCCGAGGAGCAGGCGCGCCAGGAGAAGGAGAUACGCGCUCGUUUGGCGGCCGAACGCCGGGCCAAGAUCAUGGCGCAGAUGCAGAGUGCCCAGAAGUCGUUCAUGAAGAGCAAUGCGGAGAUGUUCGCGGCCACCGACAAGGAGUCGCGAGAUGAGGCUGCAGCCACUGGUACCAUGGAGUGGGAGGACAUAUCGGACGAGGAGGAGCAGGGGGCAGUGGCCCUGAAGCCGAACGUGGCGUGCUUGGGACCGGAGCGCAAAUUCUACCAGGGCGGCGAGGACAAGUUUAAGUGCAUCCUGUGCUUCGAAAACUGCGCCAUCAGCCGGAGCGGUCCGCCGUUGGUCAGCUCUGCCUUCGUCCAGACCUCUCGGGUGAUCUUCACCACGCCCAAUACGCGUGCCGGCCAGAGCGCCCUGCACAUAAGUUGCUGCGGCCAUGUGAUGCACCACAGCUGCUGGCAGGAGUACUACAGCAACGAGGAGUCCAAGGAGCAGCGUCGACCGCACCGCAAUCGCGUGGCCCUAAGUCAGACAAACAACGUGGAGUUCCACUGUCCGUAUUGCCGGACUCUGAGCAACACUGUGCUGCCGGUGACCGAGGCGUUGCCUGCUUUCUCUACGCCUCCGGCGGCCACCGAUAGCUAUCUGCCGCUGGACAGCUUUGUGGAGAUCAUGCACACACUGGCCGCCGAACUGAGAGCCAUAAAGGACGAGGAAAUGUGCCAGCUCCCGAGUGUGUCCAGCGUCCUGCGCAAGUCCGGUGUGGUCGCGGACAUGGCGCAGUUCGAGCGGAGCGUGCAGCUGAUCAAGGAUCCUCCCAAGCUGCAUGACAACUACAGCGAUGUGAUGGCCUUCUUAAGCAAGGCCCUACUGAACGCCAUGCAGAGCCAGCAGCCGCACCAGAAGGAAGGCCUGGACGCCGAUAGCAUUGAGCUGGUGCCCAUGCUGUGGGACACGUGCAGCUACACGCUGCAGGCCCUGGAGAUCUAUCUGUUUGAGGUCCAGAAGCCGCUGAAGGCCGAGCUACCGAUGCGCCACCAGAGCUGUGCCACCAACUUGGUGAGAGCGUGCUCGCGCUUCUCGGCUGCCAACACGACGGGCGAUCCGUCGGUUCCGCCGCCGUCGCUGCGCUUCCAGGCGGAGUUCGCCGCCCGUCUGUUGGACACCAUCUUUAAUCAGAAGGGAACCAGUGUGCUCGAGUGGGAUUCCUUCCGCGUGCUAGUGCCGUUCCAGUUCGGUGUGCUCAAUCUGAUGACCGCCGACAAUGCCGCUCAAACCAUCAUACCCAGCGGCAGUAUGUUCGACUUUUACAUCCUGCAAAUUAUGUUCCUGGCGCACAUGACCAAGGCGGUCCUCUGCUUUGAUGUGGACAAGGAGCAGGCCAAACGAGCAGAAGAAACGCCCCACGCCAAUCAAUCGACAUGUGACUACUUGGAACAGUUGCCGGACAGGGUUCGCGACAACAUGGUGGCCUUCUAUCGCCGCUACAACAUCCCUGCAAGAGUGUUGCAGAAGAACAUGCAGAAGCAGCUGGCGGAGGAGCUGAAGGAUGGGAAUCAGCAGCAGGAGCAGACUGUGGUGAUACCGUGCGAACUGCAUCACUUGGCCCUUCUGCUCGAGUACGUGCAGCGUCAGAUGAGCUCGUUCCUGCGCUGCGCCUGCCUGUUCUAUCGCUGUCUCACCGACGUGGACUUCCCGGACACGUUUCCCACAGACCAGCCGGAUCGCUUUGACCUGAUGUGCCAGUACUUGGGCCUGGACCCUCAGCUGGGCGUGUACUUUGACAUGGAGACGGUCUACGCUACGAUGAUGCACUCGUUCGCCUCGCACCCGGACAUAGCCCGUGAGGUGGAGCAGCGCUGCCAGCCGGAGGCUCGUCGGUCCUUGAUGUUGGAGCCCUGCCUGCGCCCGCUGCCGCGCUUGAAGCAGCUGUUCGACGACUACAGCGAUCUGAUCAACAGUGUGUCCGACAUUUUCUGUCCGAACAACGAGCGCGAGGAGAUGAAGACGCCGACGAUGUGUCUGAUCUGCGGGUCGAUCCUGUGCGGUCAGUCCUACUGCUGCCAGCCGGAGCUGGGCAAGUUGUCAGUGGGUGCGUGCACCCAUCACGCUCACGCCUGCGGCGCCGAGGUCGGGAUCUUCCUGCGCAUCCGCGACUGUCAGGUCGUCUACCUGGGCCGGGGCAAGGGAUGCUUCGUCCAGCCACCGUACCUGGACGAGUACGGCGAGACGGAUCAGGGCCUGAGGCGUGGAAACCCACUGCGACUGUGCCAGGCAGCCUACAGCAGGAUCUUCCUGCAGUGGCUGGGCCAUGGGCUGCACGAGGAGAUCGCCCGGUUGAACGACAACACCAAUGUAACGGUCACGCAGUGGCAUCACAUGUAGUCCUCCGCAGACACUGAGGAGGGAGCAGAGGGCAGGCAGCGAACAGGCAAUGGCGGCAGUCAAUGUGAUUAUUACAUACUAACAUUAGAAGAGCCUAUUUAUACGUCUAAGCAUUUUACUACUUAUCCGUUUUGGAAGAAGCGCCCAACCACCCUCCAGCCAAUCACCCAACCCGCACCACCAUCCAUCACACUCACCUGCACCGACCGCGUACGCGCCACCUUCCCCCAAUCCUGUCCAACGGCACCUAACCGGCAAUUGUAACGAUUGUUUAAUUUUCUUCUUAUUAAUUAAUAUUAACAAAUUAUAUUAUUUUUUUGAGCUAACGUUAGAAUACUUGUUGAUAGUUUGAGCGGCCCAGUGCGCUCCUCUAGUUAUAUAUAUAUAUAUAAUAUCAUAUGCUAACUAUAUAACGACUAGGUUAGACUUUUGCCAGCACUUCAAAUGUCGCAGCAGCUAAAGGAAGAAGAAUGCGUUAAAAUAAAAGCGAAAAUCUGUAUGCCCUGCUCUCUCUCACUCUGGCUCGCGCGGCCCCACUUGAUGUAUAUAUAGUCCCGAUCUUUGAGUGCCGAUCCUAACCGUGUUGAGGUCCUACUUUUGGCGUUUGUUGAUUUGUACAUUUAGUUAGUGUAAAAAUAUUGAUACCGAUUAAGAGUAUGUCCGAAAUUUGUUGUCCUCCAUCCAGCAGAGGUUUAGAUUCGUAGUCACCAACCAAACACCACACCCACAACCCAGCUCCCCUCCGCCCACCACCACCACGCACCCACUCACUCGCUUUCUCUUUCAGAACCCUGCUUUUGUACCCCAUCUCAUUCUUGCCCAGGAAACGCAGUAAAGUUAGUCAAAUCAUGUUUACUUGAUCAAUAUACUUAACACCCCUAUACGACUAUAUAUUUACAUAAUAGCAAGCGUAUAUAUAUAUAUUAUAGAUACAUAACACGCAUAUUUCUUUUUAUGUAUUGUACAACAAACAACAAAAUCGACUAUGUAUGUGAAGUUCAAGCAAAAAGAAAAAAUGUUCUCGGAAAAGUAAAUCUACAAAAUGAAACAGCAAAAAAAGAAACAGAAAUAAAAUGCAAAGUUUGCAAAAUUUUAGUGAUAUUCAAGAA